Messenger RNA from Homalodisca vitripennis (glassy-winged sharpshooter), 2836 nucleotides. Its product is annotated as laccase-2-like. Gene Ontology annotation, molecular function: copper ion binding; oxidoreductase activity. The coding region runs from base 1 to 2025 and encodes 674 amino acids. The record is from RefSeq and is a predicted model, not a curated record. NCBI's taxonomy places the organism in Eukaryota, Metazoa, Arthropoda, Insecta, Hemiptera, Cicadellidae. Gene Ontology annotation, cellular component: plasma membrane. The transcript has 12 exons. Gene Ontology annotation, biological process: iron ion transport.
AUGGCUGUGUGGUCUAAGGUGGUAAUCUUGGACGCGGGAGUUAGCCUUGAAGUCACGGGUUCGAUUCCUGUGCCUGACUUUAGGGAUUUUUGCAGUCUGGUGUACACUUAUGAGAACCUCUGGUCCGUGGAAGGGAGUAGUGAGGCGAAACUGAUAGUGGUAUCAGUCUCUAUACAACCUGUACUCUCCCUCGCUGCGUCUUACAACCUCGAACCAGAAGAAGCCUUCCACAGAUUGUCAGAAUUAGGUUUUGUUACUGUUGUUGCAGAACUACAACAUGCGUCGUGCCAGAGGGCAUGUCACGAGCUCGAUUGGCCGAUGAUCUGUAGAGUGAAGAUAGUCCUGGAAAUGUCGACAGUGGUCUCCAGGGGGAGGACAGCAUGUCUCCAUAAUGCUACGGGGACAGACUGUGGCUUGGCGGGGACCGGUGGCGGAGCUUGCGUCCUGAGUGGGGCUUCUCGCAUCAAAGUCCUCACAGCAAAUGGGCUGCUUCCAGGACCUUCUUUACAGGUUUGUGAGAAGGACAUCCUAGUGGUGGACGUUGUAAACAGAGUGGCAGGCUCGGCAGUGACUGUACACUGGCGUGGUCAGACACAGAAGGAGACGCCGUACAUGGACGGGGCGGCGAUGGUAACACAGUGUCCUGUCAACAGUUUUACCACCUUCCAGUACAAAUUCAGGGCUGACAACCCGGGCACCCACCUCUGGCAGGUGCAAACAGGCAAUGAUGGGUUGGACGCCUUGUUUGGUGCCUUAAUCGUCCGUCAAUCAGCGAAACAGGAUCCACACCAUGAUCUUUACGACGAAGAUGAGCACUUUGUACUCAUCAGUGAGCUGCCAACAGCUGAUGUAAGCUUGGGAUCUGCAUCACUUCUCAUAAACGGAAAACCAUUCGGACAGGACUCACAAAAUGUGGUUUCCCACCUGAACGUGACAGCAAAUAGAAGACAUCGAUUGCGUAUUGCGUACGCAGUAGUAACAUCUCUCAGCUGUCCAAUAUCAGUGGCAGUAGAGAGUCACUCUCUUCUCAUCAUCGCUCUCGAUGGCCAUCCGAUACAGCCAGUAGCAGCUGAGUCCAUCCGACUUGCACCAGGGGAGAGAGUUGACGCUGUACUGACGGCUGAUCAGGAGGCAGGAGACUACCAACUGACUGCUCACACUGGAAUCAGUUGUACUGUGAGAGCCGACGCCUCCGCUCUACUCUCAUAUCAGUCCCAACAGCCUCUGUCUCCACUUCCGCUCACACACCAUCAGCCUCAUCAGGUCAAGGGUCUCAGCACAGUUGGGGACUUAGAGUGUGGUGGUGUUGGUAGCACUGCACUUGUCUGCCUGCCCAAGAUUCGGUCUCUCACCAAGCUUCCUCCGGAAUUAACGGCUGAUAGACUUGACUACACGCUUUAUCUACCAUUUGAUUUUGUCAAGCCAACACCUCGCUCUGCAUUUGACGAUCCAAUGGUAGUCCCUCGCUUCAACAACCUGACAUUCAUGUUCCCCUCAUCGCCCCUACUGAGUCAGCCAGACAACGUAGAACCCGAGAUGGUGUGCAGUGCAGAAUCACGUCUGGCACACUGCGACAACACACAGGUCUGCGAGUGUGUGCACGUCAUAAACAUCCCCCUACACACUCCCGUAGAGCUGGUGCUCAUCGACCAAGGGAGCGCUGGUGAGCACGUAUUCCACAUCCAUGGUUAUAGUGUUCACGUGGUGGGGACGGCAGCGAAGGGUGUAGGCCGCCGGAAUCUUGCAGAGAUCAGGCAGCUGGACCGCCAGGGCCAUUUGUUAUCUCGCAAUUUGCUUGACCCUGUGGUUAAGGAUACAGUGUCUGUGCCAGCUGGUGGCAUCGUGGCUGUCCGAUUUACAGCAGACAACCCUGGUUACUGGCUGCUGCAUGAUGAGAGACCAGCAUACUGGGCCCGAGGGUUGGGCGUGAUCCUGCAUGUUGGGGGUCCAGACGAUAUACCUCCAGUGCCAAAAGACUUCCCAACCUGCGGCAGUUGGGUAGGACCUGAGUUUUUCCUCGUUUAGUAGGUUGUUUUAACUAAAUUAAGUAGGUUAUUUAAAAGUUACCAGCCUCGAAUUGUCUUUCUCAAAAGAUAAAAGUUUUUAACUUGUACGGUAAUGUGACUUGUAUUUGAGAGCAAAAAUUUUAUUUUAUUUUUCAAUUUGUCCUUGUUUGUACAUGCACUUUUCACUUUAAAUUGGUAAAAUGUGGUAACAAAUGUACACAACCAAAGUUUUCUAAUUGUGAGGAAGGGAUUGGAAUGAGUUGGGGUCACGUGUAAUUUUGUUAUUAUAGGUAAUGUCGAUAUUUAGUACUUUUUUAAAAUUAAAGUAAAUAAUGUCUUUAUUGAGAAAACAUUAAAAGUUUUAAAAUUAUUGUAAGAUAUAAUUAGAAAAAUAUUGUAGUCACUACACAUUCAAAACCCUUGUCCUUGGUGCAAAGUGAUUAAUCAGCAACAUUGAUAAGCACUGAACAAGUACUAAAAUCUUUUAAGACUGUGUCUUGUUUGCGCUACUAUUUUUAUAUUUCAAAAUUUUAGAGUUUUACUGGAGAACUCUAACUUCUUUAGUUUCUCUGUUCCAAUACACUUAAGAAUGGCCAUUGAAAACUCAUAUCUGUAUGUAUGUGUGUUUAAGAAAAAAAACUUAUGUGUUGUAUUCACUAAAACGUUUGAUUGUUAUAGAAUCUGUCUCUUAAAUUACCAUGUUAAUAAAAAUGGAACAAAUGAAUUUUUGAGGUUAAAGUGAGGUUUAAAUCUGAUGGUAGUGUCUUUAUUGGAGUCUUUACCUCAAGUAAAUUAAGAAAGAAAUUGUUUUUAAAACUUUGAUAGUUUUU